AUGGCUGGGCCACAGCCAAAACAGCAGUAUCCUGCUAUGGGCCAAAUGAACGGGACUUUCAAUCCCUACGCGACCGCGUUGCAACCGGUUCAGCAAACUGCCCAGCAACUAGCUCAACAACAAGUAGUGUCGCCAUAUCAACAACAUCAUAUGACGUAUCAUCAUCAGCCAGCUCAGGGGCAACCAGGUGCUCAAUAUACCCCAAACGGUCAACAGCAACAUGGUGUACACGUUUUUUCUCAGGGUCAACAGCACCGCGCCGAACAACUUCGUGUACAGCAUCAGCACCGCGUUCGCAAUCCCCGUUCCGUCCAAGCUCCACAAGGAAUUCCAUCUCCUGCUGGAUCACAGAUUGUACAACAGGUUGGGCAGUCUCCCGUGAUGCAAUAUCAACAGUUGCCUGAAUACUUCGUACAGCCGCAAAUAUCGCAACAAUUGACUCCACCAAACCAUCAGCCGGUCUUGAUGGCUCAGGGAGUCUCGCAAAUACCUGUGCAGCCUCAGCUUUUCAAUACCAUGGCCCCAAUGACUCCUCCAAUUGGCGCUCCAUCGCCCAUAAAUCAACAAGCAGCCUUUGCUCAGCAACCCUUCAACAACGGUUCCAACCCGAAUGCUCAUCUUUCUCAAUUCGACCAAUCUGCUCUUGCCCCUCGUCAGGUCUUGUCUCAUCAAUCCAUCCCUCAACCACAAAGAAUUGACCCGAAGGAUGCCGCUGCCAAUUUCUUGUCCAUGAUAAAGCAAUUUGUGGAGACGCCAAUGGACUUUUACAUACCUGUUCGGAUAGUAGAAAAUAUGCGACUAGCGAUUGGAGACUGUCCCCCUUUAAACACGCGUGAAUACCAUGACUUUUACGAAGCCAAGCGAGCCUACUUCGCGCCUUUUGUCCACUUCAUCUGCGACAAUGAUCCCGAAAUUCCUGAUGACCACAAGAAUCUGGCAUUGCUCAUGGUAAUCUUGCGACGCUACAAUGCCUUUGACCCAUUGUUUGUCCACCAUCAAUUUGUCGAGGCCUACCAAUACUUCGCUUCAAGAAACAUGUCGCGCCAAACAAGACGAAUGGACUCAUUCGUUUUGAAUCUCAAGAAAGCCAACUUCUUCGACGCAGCUUUGUAUCAGGAUUUCGUGAUUUUAUGGGAAUACCUAGUGCAGGUCGUACAGCAGCCGAGACUGCAUCCAGUGUCUCAACCUACACCACAGCUCCCACCGCAGCCCCCACAACCUGUGCCACAGCUCCCGCAACCAAUACCGGAGCAGCCACUGCCAAUACCGGAACAGCCAGCGCCAGUGGAGCAGCCAGAUCCCGUGGAGCAGCCAGCGCCCGUACAGCAACAGCCAGCACCUGUACAAGAGCAGCCGCAGCCCACACAGGAGCAACAGCCGCAGCCGCAGCCGCAGCCCGAGCCGGCACAGCAACAGCAGGCUAUACCGUUGCAGCUAGAUCCCUCGAUAAACUGGGACGAGUGGCUCGACCCAGCGCUGUCCAACUACGAGUUCGGCGCCCUGCCCGAGUUCGACGAGGCGCAGUGGCUCGCGAACUUGCCGGUCGACCCGAACCCAUCAUCGGACUAG
Molecule: messenger RNA, 1569 nt
Organism: Annulohypoxylon maeteangense
Lineage: Eukaryota; Fungi; Ascomycota; Sordariomycetes; Xylariales; Hypoxylaceae
Exons: 3
Coding region: 1-1569 (522 amino acids)
Source: RefSeq, a predicted model, not a curated record